Messenger RNA from Solanum tuberosum (potato), 1133 nucleotides. Its product is annotated as probable pectate lyase 12. NCBI's taxonomy places the organism in Eukaryota, Viridiplantae, Streptophyta, Magnoliopsida, Solanales, Solanaceae. The coding region runs from base 228 to 1133 and encodes 301 amino acids. Gene Ontology annotation, molecular function: pectate lyase activity. The record is from RefSeq and is a predicted model, not a curated record. The transcript is spliced from 2 exons.
AAUUUGUUUUUCUUUUUAAAAAUUUGAUUGGACACAUCCAUUUUGUUUGAAGACCCCUAAAUAGAGAGUGAGGGAGCUACUAAAGAAAAGUGCUCUCUCCUCCAUCCUUCAAUAUAGUAUGAACAUCACAGUCAUCACCCCCAAUAUAGAGUAUGUCCAAAACCCUAAUUACUGACACUACUCCAUUAUUAUUAUUAUUAUUGUAGUAUUCUAUACAUUUUCACAGAAUGUGCAGCAAGCAUUUCAAAGAACUAGAUAUGUCCUCCCAGAGUUUGUUUUACAGGGCAAGGAUGAAGCUGAGGAUGCCUCCUGCCACAGCCAUUCUCUUAUUUAUCUACCUCAUUGUCUCCUUCUCACAUCUAGUUAAUGCCCAACUCAAUCUUACCCUUCCUAACCAACACCCUUAUCCUGAAUCUGUUGUUCACCAACUACAAAGGAAAGUCAAUGAGUCCAGAUUACUACUCCAGACAACUGUAAGAGAUAACAAAUGUCAGAGUACAGGAAACCCAAUAGACGAUUGCUGGCAAUGCGACCCAAACUGGGCCAAAGACCGGCAAAGGCUAGCAGACUGCUCCAUUGGUUUCGGUCAGGGUGCAAUGGGUGGGAAAGGAGGUCAGAUCUACGUAGUCAGAGACUCCUCAGACAGAGACACCGUCAACCCAACUCCGGGCACUCUCCGUCACGCCGUUGUUCAAGAGGAACCUCUUUGGAUCGUGUUUGCAGCAGACAUGGUCAUAAAGCUAAAGCAUGAGCUUAUUAUCAACAACUACAAGACCAUCGACGGACGGGGAGCAAAUGUUCACAUCACCGGCAAUGGGUGUAUUACAUUACAGUAUGUGAGCAAUGUGAUUAUACAUAAUGUUCAUAUUUACAAUUGUGUCCCUUCGGGUAAUACUAACAUACGGUCGAGCCCUACGCAUGUUGGGUGGAGAGGCAAAUCGGAUGGUGAUGGUAUAUCCAUCUUUGGAUCUCAUAAUAUCUGGAUUGAUCACUGUGCAUUAUCUCAUUGUACCGACGGCUUGAUUGAUGCGAUCAUGGGGUCUACUGCUAUUACCAUAUCGAAUAACUAUUUUAGUCAUCAUGAUGAUGUUAUGCUCUUGGGACAUGAUGAUUAUUUAACAAAUUUUCUAUAA